CUAAGUAGCAUAUAAAAUAAAAAAAAAUCAUACUUGUCCCUAAUUUAAUUAUAUUAGUACUUGAAACGAGUCCACAUUGAAACCUUUUCAGUGUUUCAGCGAACAUUGUAGAAGUGGUAUCGGUCAAGAUGGUGGACGUUGCUGAUCCAGGGGUAGUGAAGACUGGGGCAUAUAAAUACGAAGAUGGGACGAGAUACGUCGGAGAAUGGAAUUCAAAGGGACAGAAACACGGCAUGGGACACUUAGUACUUCCAGACGGGACACGAUAUGAUGGAUCCAUGAUCAGUGGCCUGUGUUCAGGACUUGGAGUUAUGGCGUUCCCGGACGGAGCCAAAUACGAAGGUGAGUUUAUGCAAGGCUGGUUUCAUGGCCACGGUGUUUUCUGGCGAGCUGAUGGCAUGAAGUUUGAGGGGGAAUUCCGUGGUGGAAGAAUUUGGGGUCUAGGUCUUGUGACAUUCAGCGAUGGAAGCAAUGGAUUUCCAAGGAAUGAAGGGUUCUUCCAGGAUUGCAGGCUGGUUCGACGUAAACGAUGCCCCGAAGUGGUGCAAAGGGGACAGAAGGUCGCUUAUAUGGCGAGAGCGCAAUGCCAACAGAUGUGAUUAAUAAAUUCUAAUAAAAACUUUAUUUUUAUUUUGAAAAUUGAUUAAACUGAAUUUUUUUUUUUAUGAUAAGCGGUUAACGUAGCCUAUGAAAGCUUGUAAUGUAAACGAGGAGUAUUACGCGCGCAUUGCCGACCUUGAAGAAACCUCUUUACCCCCCUUUUGAAGAACCCCAUGCUGUAGGCUCUUGGAAAAACCUCGGCAGGGAGCUUAUUCUACAACCUGAGUGUUCGCGAGAGGAAACAUCUCUAAAAUUUAUUUAAAUUAUUUAUUCAAUAAAUAAAUAAAUCGAAAUGAUUUAAAUUUGAUUGUAAUUCCAAUGCGUCAACAGUUACAAUUUAUGUGUCAUUCUGCUGCAAUUUAUGUGUAUUUCAGCUAAAGGGUAAUAAAGGUUUGAAAAUUUAGAUACAACAAUAAAACAAGUAAUAACAAAUUUAUUAUCUCCUCAACAUUUCUUUAGAAAUAAUUAAUAAUUAAUUAAUGUUAAAUAAUAUUAAAUUAAUUAAUUAUUAAUUUAAUUUUCUCUUAUCAAUACAUUUAAAUUACUCCUUAUUAUAUUGGACAAUAAAUAAACUUAUAAAUUAAGAGGUUUAA
This is a messenger RNA of Galleria mellonella (greater wax moth), 1193 nucleotides long. It is a transcript of the gene rtp, whose product is annotated as MORN repeat-containing protein 4 homolog. Lineage: Eukaryota; Metazoa; Arthropoda; Insecta; Lepidoptera; Pyralidae. The record is from RefSeq and is a predicted model, not a curated record. The transcript is spliced from 4 exons. Bases 129 to 599 code for a protein of 156 amino acids.